This is a messenger RNA of Paralichthys olivaceus (Japanese flounder), 2267 nucleotides long. NCBI's taxonomy places the organism in Eukaryota, Metazoa, Chordata, Actinopteri, Pleuronectiformes, Paralichthyidae. The record is from RefSeq and is a predicted model, not a curated record.
UUUUGUCUUCACAGAGAAUUGUCCGGUUGCAACAGAUGCUGAGAAACGCUUCUCAAAACUCCUUCACGAAGGACGCUGAGCUCCUCACCGACGUCUCAGCUGCAGCUACAGACGUGACGGACGAUAACCAGCGGCAACGCUCCGCACAGAAUGGAGUCAACGUGGGUUCGGCCAGAAUAAAUCCAUUUUAUGAAUAUUAUUUGGAAUUGGGCAGCAAAGGUCAAGUAGUGGAGACGGAAACUUCUGAGGAAGCAAACCUGGAGACCAGCUCUGUCCCUCCUCCUCAGUUUCAGAGCUCAUCUCUGGAUUUUCACUCCGAUGCUCACACGACGGAAAAUGGAAACAAGUUUGCGGAACCUCAGAACGACCCGUUCCCGACCUUCACUCCCGGCCGUGUGGAAAACCUGUUUGAUUCGCCGACAUUGGCCCAGAAGGAACCUGCCAAUGUUCGUCAUCACAAUGAAACCUUAGAGUCCCCGGACUUAUUUAACGUGAACUCCACGCAAACACAGAACACCUCCGGAGCCUGGCACUCUAACAACUCGGACCCCUUUAAAGAUGAGGGGCGGGACUUUCUCCAGGCUGCUAGAGGAGCAGAUUCACCCCCCACAGCUCGAGCUGAGGAGGUGAACCUCUUUGAGAAACCCCCUCACGUUUCUGUGGACCCUUUCAAAUCACCUCCAAACAAGCAAGAGGACCUGCUCCGGUCUUCACAGCCUAAAGUGGGGAAUCCAUUUUACUCUGGGUCCACAGAUUUGUUUCCUACUGAAAGUGGGGAACUCUUCCAUACGAGCGACAGACGAGAUCCGUCGACCAAAGACAACGGCCUUUUUAAACCCAGGGACAAUGUGGACGUAUUUUCGUCUCCAUCCACAGACACAUUUGACCCAUUCUCCAGCCCAAUUGCAAGGAAUCUAUUCCAAGAUGUCUCCAGUCCGGACGAUCCAUUUGGUACAACUCCUUUAAAUCAAGACGACCCUUUCAAAGACGUUUCACAUGUGACUCCAGACAUCUUCCGACCACGUCCGUCAAACACACAGCCCGGCCGUGCUGUCUCUGAGGCCGGACUCUUCACACCUUCGCUCAACAGUUCAUCAGAAGUGAAGCUGGACGUGCUGUCGACGCCGGAUCUCUUCAGAGCGACGCCGUCAGAAUCUCUUCCAGCCACCCAACCAAAUUCCUCGAGCAAGUCACAUGACAUCAUCUUGACAACGCCUCAGGGAACCAAACAUGGUAUUCUACAUCCGACGCCCUUCAGUCAGGCCAGGAAUCUGUCACCCAGUCAGUCUCCCGCAGACUUGACUCAUGUCCAGACCUUCAAACGUCCACCAAAGCCACUUCCUCGAACUCGAACACUGAGGAGAGAAAAACCCCCGAAACCAGUGCCCCCCACCCCUUCACAGCCCAUUGAACCUGAACCCACUGUUCCAAAAACGACUCCUAAACCAGCUUUCAGGUCGCUGCCUGUUAUUCACCGCAAACCCAAGACUCCAGAAAGUAAACCAGUGAACCCUGACAACUACGUCGUCUUCGAGGACAUCCUGCUCAUCGGACAGGAAAGGUGUGUGGAAGACUGGCCUGAGGACAGUCCUGAACUUGACCCUCAAUUCAAACCAUCUGGAAAGUUCAGACUGCGGCGAGAGUCCCUGAAGGUGAAGAUGGACUCUGAUGGAGGAAGUGGUGAGGACCAGGACGGUUCUGGAAAUCAGAAGAAAAAGGACAAGAAGUUCAGAAUGUCCCUUCUGUCCAGGAGAGGCUCAAAGGAUAAGUUUCCUGACGACACGAAAGAAGGGAAGAGCAGGACGCUACCCACCCUCCGUAGAUCCUCCAAGGAACAUCUUUCAGAAGAAGCAGAGAAUGAAGAUGAACAGAACGGGCUGGACUACAGGAAGAAACCUCUGAGCAACAAAGUGAGUCGGCUGCUGAGAAGAACAUCCACCGUGUCUGCAGCGCGAGAGGGAAAGAGCGCAAACGAAUAUUCACCUUAUGAAACGAAGGCGACAGUGUUGGAAGACAGCGAAGCCGAGGACAGAGGACAAGCUCAACAUGAGAAGAGAAAAAACAAGAUGAAAAUAAAGUUUGUGCCACAAAGAGGAUUCUCCAUCACCAUGCAGAAGAGGGACGAUGAAGUGAAAGGUGCGACUGGAUAUACUCCACAGAAAGGCUCAAAGGAUGAUGCGUUUGAGGAUGUAGAAGAGAUCAAAGGCUUCAGUCUUCAGUCAACAAGCAAGUACGCACAGUACGCACAGUACGCAGGAGUACUGUGA